This is a messenger RNA of Clunio marinus, 195 nucleotides long. The record is from the annotation of a GenBank genome assembly. NCBI's taxonomy places the organism in Eukaryota, Metazoa, Arthropoda, Insecta, Diptera, Chironomidae.
AUGGAUGAUUUUAUGGCCAUGAUCCGGUAUUUCAGCGAUUUUCAACUUGCCAUUCUUUGCUUAUCAAAUGAAAACAUUUUGAGGAUUUCAAGAGCGUUUCAAAAACAUCUCAAAACUUUCAUGGUUCAAUUGAAAGCAGAGAAGUUCAUUGACUUCCAUGACAUGGAAACGGAGAAAUUCAUUGCUAAUAACUGA